Molecule: messenger RNA, 420 nt
Organism: Antechinus flavipes (yellow-footed antechinus)
Lineage: Eukaryota; Metazoa; Chordata; Mammalia; Dasyuromorphia; Dasyuridae
Gene: BOLA2B
Product: bolA family member 2B
Exons: 3
Coding region: 76-336 (86 amino acids)
Biological process (GO): intracellular iron ion homeostasis
Cellular component (GO): nucleus; cytosol
Molecular function (GO): 2 iron, 2 sulfur cluster binding
Source: RefSeq, a predicted model, not a curated record
CGGAAGUAGCGACAGUGUGGGCGGAAGAGGCCCCGGCUUAGGGUCCUGGGACCGGCCUGGGACUCGACAGCCGAGAUGGAGCUGAGUGCUGAAUCCCUCCGGGAGAAGCUACUGCGGGAAUUGGAAGCGGACCACGUGGAGGUGGAGGACACGACUCCCUCCCGCUGCGCCUCUAGUUUCCGAGUUCUCGUGGUCUCCUCCAAGUUCCAAGGAAAGCCGCUGCUGCAGAGACACAGGCUGGUGAACUCGUGUCUGGCAGAAGAGCUGCCCCACAUCCACGCGUUUGAGCAGAAGACCCUGACCCCGGAGCAGUGGGACAAGGAGCGGCAGAAGUGAGGCGCCAAGUGGGGCGGGAGAUUUCCAUCUCCACUUUAAGACAUUAAACCUCUGGUCUGUGGCUGGGCCCUGUGUUCCCUGCAA